Knipowitschia caucasica is the source of this 420-nucleotide messenger RNA. The record is from the annotation of a GenBank genome assembly. Lineage: Eukaryota; Metazoa; Chordata; Actinopteri; Gobiiformes; Gobiidae.
AUGAAAGUGUUGUUGAGUCUCAGCGUUCUGCUCUGGUCUCAGUAUGUAAAGUCCAGAGAAGAGGGGACCUACCUCUGUGUGGUGUCCGCCUGUGGACACACUCUCACUGGGACAAGGAUCCAUGUGAACGGAGAAGAACUGCUCGGCCUGAGUCCAGCUGUCAUUGUCCUGACCGUGUUGAACAUAGUUUUGUGCUCGGCUGUGGUCGUCCUGGUGCGGAUGGUUUGCAGCUUGAGGAAGAAUCAGCUCAAAGAAGUGGACUCUGGCCUUGGCCCGACUCACAGGGAACAGGCUGAAGAUGAGGUGACGUAUGCAGGAGUGAAGGUGGUGCCCAGAAGUGCCUCAGUCUCACAACGACUGGACCCAGUGGUUUAUUCUGAAGUGAAGAAACGACAAGACAGACCACCGAGAUGUUACUAG